AUGCCGCCCCUAACCCCUCCGGCGUUCUCCCACCGCACGUCGGACACACAACAGCCGGUGCGACUUGACCAUACGGCCUUCCCUCACCUCCUCGACCUCAUUGUAACCUAUGCCGACUACAGCACUCUUCUCAAGUUCCGGCAAGCCUCCGGUCAUACCAAGAACCUUGCUGAGGCUCGAAUCAUGCAUCACCUCUUCAUGAACACUGCCCGGGGAACUGAGUCGGUCCUGGGCAACAUUCCUGAUAUCUUCUGGAAACACAAGCCACAGUCAAGAGCCAUGGUCCACAUCAUCGAUCUGGAGGGGCUACCCCAUUAUCCACUUCCGAACAACCUCGAUCGUAUCCAACGUCGUCUCACUUCCAUGAGCAAUCUGGACGUCCUCAGGAUACACAACUUCCAUUCCGACCUCUUUGACGCCAUUGUCGCUCCCCGGGUCGUGGUGUGCUUCACCUCGACGCCCAACUUUUGGCCCGUGUGCUCCAUGAUCAACCUACCACGGUUCAUACACGGCUGUGAGAAACUUGUCGUCAACCUGUCCUGCACUCGCCGCAUACAGUGCAUUGAGACUUUGGUCCCGCAAAGCCACAUGCCACCCAGCGUCAACGAGGUCGUAUUCUUCCUCCACCCAGAGUCUGCGAUCGAUUACCGACGGUUACCAUUCCCACUUGACGCGCACUACGAGGCACUCUCCGACUUUCUCAACGCUACCUUGGUGAACCGUCUUUUUGUUGACAUCCUUUGUCACCUUGUGGCGCUCUACUUUCGCCGAGGUCUCAAAAUCAAAGUCGUCGGCCUGUUCGAGCUCUCGCGGGAUGCGUUCUGGCAACCCGCCCUGGACCCCCAAGCGAUCGCCUUGAAGUUUACGCAGCUUGUGCUCCGCAGUGGAAACCUUCUAGGCUGGGGCAUAAACUAUCAAGAAAGUGCUGUGGAGAGCCUUUCCUUUAUGUCUGCCGAGGCGUACUGCGCGGAGGUCGGCUACGAAACCUUCCUCUUGGAUACCGUCGAGACUGUCCAGUGA
Apiotrichum porosum is the source of this 1020-nucleotide messenger RNA. RefSeq lists its product as uncharacterized. The coding region runs from base 1 to 1020 and encodes 339 amino acids. Lineage: Eukaryota; Fungi; Basidiomycota; Tremellomycetes; Trichosporonales; Trichosporonaceae. The transcript has a single exon. The record is from RefSeq and is a predicted model, not a curated record.